AGGGCCAAUAUAGCUGGAGGAAUAAUAAGAUGCGCAUGAACUAACUGCGAACUGAGUACGAGAACAAGAAAGUUUUGACGGAGUUAAAUACUGGAAAUGUUACUUAGAGUUCGCUUAUUAUUGUUAGUUCAAGCAAACUAAGGACGAGGCAGCUGUAGUAGCAACAGUUUAUUUGUAAAUGUACCAUUUAUUUUCACGUAAAUUCAAUUUUGUGCCAUCUCCUCCAACAACGGAUAAAGGGUAUUUUGUUACUAUGUUUCCGGUGGCUCUAGGAAGAAUACGGGCAAUACCGAAGCAGCACAAAGAAGGUCCGUCCUCCACUAAAAGUUUAACCGAGUAAGCCUGCAAACAUCCCCCAGCUUCCCCCAGGAGGGGCAUAGUACAUUGAACGCACAAGAACAUAUUAUAGCCCAAAUGAAGAAGAUGCUGGUAUCGCAUUGACUCCCCUUCGCCCAUAUUCCAUUCAAACUGUUUUAUUUCAAUAUGAAUACAAUUUCAGACCGCAAAACGACAUCUACGUUGGUGACAGAAACGACCGUCGUCACCAAAUCAAAGAAAACGGCGUUUAUUUAUUGGCUCUAUUAAUCCUGUUAUACAUCCUACCCCCGCUGCUCGAGUAGAGUGGUCGAAAAUGAAGCGACCAAACAGCUGUAGCUGAAACAACUUGUAGAACCAGGAAUUUUCCUCUUUUUAACAUCAAAACGGAAGAAAGCCAAUGUCUACCUGUAACGACUCGCCUCCUCCGUCAUUUCCAAGAGCGUUUUCCCUUGCUCAGCAUCCAGCUGCUCCGUCAGCGCCUUCUCCGUCUGCCAGCCCACCGGCGCCGCUCUAUCACCGCUUCUCUAACGGGAUCAUUAGUGCUCCGAGCCGCAGCAGCUACCGGAGCUCGUUCCGCGGGGUCUCUUUUCUGCUCCAGAUCGGUCUCACCAGAGAAACUGUCACCCUCGAAGCUGGCGAUGUGUCACUUUCCGCCGUAAAAGACCUCGUCUGCUCCAUAGUGGAUCAGAAGUUCCCCGAGUGCGGAUUCUUCGGGAUGUAUGACAAGAUCCUGCUCUUCCGCCAUGACUUGAACAGUGAGAACAUUCUGCAGCGUCUGACGUCAGCCGAGGACAUCCACGAGGGGGAUCUCAUUGAGGUCGUCCUUUCUGCUCUAGCUACUGUCGAAGAUUUCAAGAUCCGCCCCCAUGCGCUGUACGUCCACUCCUAUAAGGCGCCCGCCUUCUGCGACGACUGCGGUGAGAUGCUGUGGGGUCUUGUCCGGCAGGGCCUCAAGUGUGAGGGAUGUGGGCUGAACUACCACAAACGCUGUGCCUUUAAGAUCCCCAACAACUGUAGCGGGGUCCGGAAGAGGCGCUUGUCCAAUGCGUCUCUGCCCGGGCCCCUUCUCUCAGUGCCCCGCUCAGCCCCAGUGGACUACACCGGCUCAGCUCCCGAGGAGCGGUCCCAGCAGGAGGCGGGGAAGCGCAUCCCAUCGUGGAGCGGCCGGCCCAUCUGGAUGGAAAAGAUGGUGCUGGGUCGGGUCAAGGUGCCCCACACCUUUGUGAUGCACUCAUACACACGGCCAACCAUCUGUCAGUACUGCAAGCGGCUACUCAAGGGCCUCUUCCGCCAGGGCAUGCAGUGCAAAGAUUGUAAAUUUAAUUGCCACAAACGAUGUGCACCAAAGGUACCGAGAAACUGUCUGGGUGAAGUGGUCUUCAAUGGAGAGCCAGCCAGCCCAGGCCCAGAGUCUGAGAUGGCCAUGGAGGUGGACAGUAGUGACUCCACCAGCAACGGGCCCCGAGGCCUUGACGACAGUGAGGAGCCCCCAACCCCUGAUGAUAAGAUAUUUUUCAUUGAUCCGUCUUUCCUGGAGGGAGACAGAGAUGAGGAGACGAUCAAGGCCAUCAGCCCCUCCACCAGCACGAACAUCCCCCUAAUGCGGGUGGUGCAGUCCAUCAAGCAUACCAAGAGGCGGAGCUCCACCGUAGUGUGCGAGGGCUGGAUGGUGCACUACACUAGCCGAGAUAACCUGAGAAAGAGGCAUUACUGGAGACUGGACAGCAAGUGUCUGACCCUGUUUCAGAAUGACACCAGUUCCAAAUUUUACAAGGAGAUCCCCCUAUCGGAGAUCCUACGGGUGGAUGCUGCUCAGGACUUCAGCAGCCUCGCCCAGAGUGGGAACCCGCAUUGCUUUGAGAUCAUCACCGAUGGCGUAGUGUACUACGUGGGGGAGAACAGCCGCAGUCGCCCCCUCAACCCUGCCUUAGCUGCCGCGGGGGUGGGUCUGGAGGUGGCUCAGGGCUGGGAGAGGGCUAUCCGGCAGGCCCUUAUGCCUGUGACGCCGCAAUCCAGUGACAGUGCAGCCUCUGGACUGGACAAAGACUGCAGAAAGCUCUCCAUCAGCAUAUCUGUAUCCAGGUCUGAAGUGAAGGAGAAUGUGGAUAUCAGCUCUGUCUAUCAGAUCUUUGCUGAUGAAGUGCUGGGGUCCGGUCAGUUUGGAAUUGUAUAUGGAGGCAAACACAGGAAAACUGGACGAGAUGUUGCCAUCAAAGUGAUUGAUAAAAUGAGGUUCCCCACCAAGCAGGAGAGCCAGCUGCGGAAUGAGGUGGCCAUUUUACAGAACCUCCAUCACCCUGGGAUUGUGAACCUGGAAUGCAUGUUUGAGACACCUGAACGGGUUUUUGUUGUCAUGGAGAAACUCCACGGUGACAUGCUUGAGAUGAUUCUCUCGAGUGAAAAGAGCAAGCUCCCGGAACGCCUCACCAAAUUCCUGGUCACCCAGAUCCUUGUAGCUCUGAGGCACUUACACUUUAAGAACAUUGUCCACUGUGACCUGAAACCUGAAAAUGUUCUUCUGGCUUCAGCUGAACCCUUCCCACAGGUAAAGCUGUGCGACUUUGGCUUUGCACGCAUCAUCGGGGAGAAGUCGUUCCGCCGCUCCGUGGUCGGCACGCCUGCCUAUUUGGCUCCUGAGGUCCUGCGUAGCAAAGGGUAUAACCGCUCGCUGGACAUGUGGUCAGUGGGCGUCAUCAUCUACGUCAGCCUGAGCGGCACCUUCCCCUUCAAUGAGGAUGAGGACAUCAAUGAGCAGAUCCAGAAUGCUGCCUUCAUGUACCCUUCAACACCAUGGAAGGAGAUCUCUAUAGAAGCCACAGAUCUGAUCAACAACCUCCUGCAAGUAAAAAUGAGGAAACGAUACAGCGUGGACAAGUCCCUCAGCCACCCUUGGCUACAGGACUAUCAAACAUGGCUUGACCUCCGAGAAUUUGAGACGCGGCGGGGAGAGCGAUACAUCACGCAUGAGAGUGAUGACGCCCGCUGGGAGAAGUAUGCUAACGAGCACAACCUGUCCUAUCCCAAGAACUUCAUUAUGGCACCCAACUUAGAAGACAUGGAGGAGGACCCCUAGAGACCAGGAGGACUGCCUGUAUGCCUUUUUGCCUCACUGGCAACUGAUUAGACUGCAGGAGACAGUUUACCACAUGGCAGACAGGGAACCAAUCUAACUCCAGUUGGGCACACUUGUGGAGUGACCUGGAAGUGGUUAGAUUCCUUCAACGUUCCAGAAUAUUGCGAAACAUUGCAAAGUAUUUUCUUAUUAUUUUUUGACUGCCUUUUCCACAUCAUAAGAGACUGACUUAUACAAGUAACCUCCAAUUUUCAAAACAUCAUAGUAUUCCUUUCUGAGUUUAGUAAUAGCGAAUGCAUGGUUACUUGUCAUACGAAAAGGCUCAGCGAUUAGAGCAAUCAUUUUAUUUUGAUAUAUUCUUCUAGAAAAACUGAAAAAUUAUUUUUAAGUAUUGAAGUUACAGGUCUUUUUGCCUAGUCAAACAGUACUAUUAAGGAACAUUUUCCAAUAUUUGUUUCAUUAUAAAAAAACUGGAAUUAGUAUGUAUUAAAUACAUACUCUGCAUUGAUUGGGGGUUUAAAUGUUUGCACUAUAGGUCAACUGAUUUUCUGACUACCAGCUUUAUGGACAUCCUGGUGAUAAAUGGCUGCUAACUAGUUCGCUUUCCCUUCCUGAGAAAAAGGCUAUAGGAGACAAAUCAGAGAAAAGACUGAGGUCUAAAAAUGUACAUAUUUGCUUUACCGUAUUAGAUACAGUGUACCAGAAGACCAUAUUAAACCACCAUUUUAAGUAGUUACAUAUGUUUGGAAGACUGAUGACCUUUGUGACGUUUCGAUGAGGAAUGUAAGACUGUAAAACAUUUUCUUUGGCAAGGAUCUUUGAAAGUUGAAUAAAUAAUUAACAUCCAGGAAAGAGUGCAUUUCAAAACAAUUACAGGGGAGAUGGAAAAUUAAUUUCCCCAGUUUUCAUGUUGAUCGCUGCAGAAUUAGAUUGCCAUAACUUAUUUUGUCUUGUGAUAUUGGUCAAUAUUGUUUGUGUAUUUGUUUUUUUGGUGGUGUUUUUUAAAUUGAAUUCUUUGUCAUUCUUGCGUUUCCCUUACAGUGACAGGUUACUUACGGAUUGCUAUGUGCUCAUUAGCAUUGCUAAUAUACUGUGCAUACUGUGCUGAAAUGGAACAUGUCCUUUGCCCAUAGGAUGACAAGCAGCUGGAUCUGAAACAUUUACAUUAAGUAAUGAUGCAUGUAAAAACAGUCAACACCGCUGUGAGAUUAAUGGCUCUUAGCACCAGGGUAUCAGAAGGAGGAACUCAUCAAAUGUCCCUUCAGUUACUGUUAAGAUGUUGAGCUGCUUCUUUAAUCAAAAAAACAAGGCUUUGAUAAUCAGUGAUUCCAAACAUUCCUCCCCAGGCAGAUAAUAUUCUGAGGAUGUUUUUUGAUGGCCCAUGUGCCUCACUUCCAACCACUGCUCAACUGAUUGGCCUAAAUACACCAAUGAAGAAGCAAAGCUGCUUAACAGUAGGCCCUCAGUUAAGGCUGGACUGAAUGUGGCAGCACGCCAUGACUCAAAAGGCCUCCUCACUGGAGCAUCGUUCCCAUCAUUCAUUAGCUCCUCCAUUUAUGAUUGUUUAAAAAUAAACACAUUCUGUACUUGGAAUAGCAAAAACUACCAAUCAUAUGCUCUUUAUGAGCAAUCUAUUACAGAAACCUCCACAGAGCAACCCUGCAUAAAAACAUCCUCUCGAAAGCCAGCUUUUCUUUCUCCAUUAUGACAUCAGCCAGUGAGUCUCACAUUUAGAAAGCAAAAGGACCCCAGUGUGAAAUGACUUUAAAUAACAGAUCAGAAAGAAGUCCUUAACGUUUCAUUGUUUAGCGGGAGGCCGUAGCAUUUUGGGUAAAAACAUUCUCUCUUCUCUAAAGAAUCACAGAGUAAAUAAAUGUUGCUGUAGACACACCAAGCAAAUUUGAGGAGUUUGUAUGACUGUAUCCUGAGAUCUCUUUCCAUGUUCGUGUUGCCGCUGGAUUGGCAAGUGUCGGUGUCUUUUUUUAUGUUUUAUUUACAGAUUUAUUAAAACGUCAUCUUGUA
Messenger RNA from Brienomyrus brachyistius, 5413 nucleotides. RefSeq names its product serine/threonine-protein kinase D3-like. The record is from RefSeq and is a predicted model, not a curated record. The transcript has 19 exons. Bases 716 to 3391 code for a protein of 891 amino acids. Lineage: Eukaryota; Metazoa; Chordata; Actinopteri; Osteoglossiformes; Mormyridae. Gene Ontology annotation, biological process: protein phosphorylation. Gene Ontology annotation, molecular function: ATP binding; protein serine/threonine kinase activity.